Molecule: messenger RNA, 1854 nt
Organism: Yamadazyma tenuis ATCC 10573
Lineage: Eukaryota; Fungi; Ascomycota; Pichiomycetes; Serinales; Debaryomycetaceae
Biological process (GO): protein refolding
Cellular component (GO): cytoplasm
Source: RefSeq, a predicted model, not a curated record
AUGAGCGAUUACUACCAAUUAUUGGGGGUGGGCUACGAUGCAUCGCAGGAGGACAUCUCCAAGUCUUUUAAAAAACUUGCCGUCAAAUACCAUCCUGAUAAGUCCAAGGAUCCCAAGCAUCACGAGGUUUUUAUCCAGUUAAAUCAGGCAUAUGAAACUCUCAAGUCUCAGGAUACAAGAAGGCAAUAUGAUAUACAACACAAUUUUAAUACCAAGUCCUCCUCACUCCACGAGUUUUUCACCACCUCUGGGUACACCGAUGCAUACACGCACCCGAGGUAUACGUCUUACGACAGAGGAUCUAAGUUUGCGUGGAGUCAAUUCAAAACUCACUUUACCACCAGUGAUUUACUCCAGAAGCAGCGCCAGGCGUACGCGGAGAAGGUUCGUCGUGACGUCGAGUUGAAGAAGGCCCAGGAGAAGGCUGAGAGAGAGCGGGAGGCGCUCCGGCAGGAAAUGGAACGAGUGAAACUCAACCAUUUGGAGAAGCUCAGGGAAAUGAAGGAGGCGGAACAGGCAAGAAACAAGGAACAACAACAAGCAAGACAGGCGGCUACCACCGAAGAGUCUGGCGACUUUGACGCAAACAUGUACAACCAGCGUAAGAAGCAAGCGUAUCGAGCCCAGUGGUCUGAGCCUCUCAGGGCCUACGAUGGGGAUAUCUUUGAGACCAACUUUGCCAGGCGCAAGAAACCUGUUGAUCCACCACAGCCAAAUAGCCUGGCUGACUUUGGGCACAAAGGAAACCAAUUUGACCCGAUUGUGGUCGAUGACGACACGGAAGUUGAAAUGAGACCUGGAAGUGUCGAGGUAGAGGAGAUAGAGAUCAAUACACCUCUGAGUGCUGGCCCCAGUGGAAGUAGUUCCAUGGGCACCGCCGAGUCUGAUCACGAGUCGUCUAGUUCAGGCUCCUCUGUCGAUGCAAAUGCCACGUUUAACGACAAUGAUGAUGAUAACGAAAAUUAUGAUAAUAAUGUAAAGACGGAAUCCGACGAAGAAGAACACCAUGGCAGCUAUUCGGAACCUAUAGUCGUGGAAGAGCCUGGUGAGAAGAAUGAAACUCUGGGAGUGUCUUCUCCCUCUUCUCCAAAGAGAAAUCUUAGCGAAAUACCCCAACUCCGGCCUUCUAAGAGGGCAAAGGUAGAGCCGUUUUCGAUGAACGAUCUCCAUGCCUCGCUAGGACCCGAUAUAGGAAGUGAUAACUUGAGCAACUUGAGGGAGAGCCUUCCCAACUACAGUGACAAUGAGCAGAAACCGUCUGGGACGAACCAGUCCCAUAAUUCAAGCUUCAAAACCUCUAAAAGACAUAAAGUCGCUGAGUACUCGGAUGGAACAUCGAAGGCUGAAACCCUACACACACCUAUCAACAAAUCCCAAACAAGAGGGUACGGUUAUCAGGAACCAGUAGGAAUGCUGGACUUUAAUGCAUCAACCAUCGUCAACGCCAUCAGGCCUCCCAACCCCCCUUCCAUCAGCGUCAACCAUCAUUUGACCAAAACCACUUGGGACGGAUAUGUAAGGUCUAUGUUGCUGUACCAACAGAAGUUUAUCGAGUACAGGACCAAGAUCAUCAACUAUCAAGCCGAAAGAGCCAGUAGAGAUAGUGAGCUUAUAGUGGCUUGUAACCAAAACAUCGAUUUGUUUCAACUAUACUUGAAGUGCUUAGAUCAGGAUUCGGUGGUGUUGACACGAUUUGCGGAAAACAUCAAGGUGUUUAACCAAACCUUGAAAGAUUACAAGAACAACUGUGACUGGGUGGAGAAAAUCAAACUUCUUUCUUAGACAACCAGAAUCCAUUAGAAGGUGUGGUAGCCUAUGUAUAUACUGUGUAAUAUAAUUUAUAAUCAACGUCUG